AUGUCCCCGCUGUGCCCCCUGCUGCUGGCCCUGGUCCUGGCGGCCGUCCCCGGCGUCCGAGCGGCCUGCCCGGCGCCCGCGGACCUCAAGAAGCCCGACGGGACGCGCACGUGCGCCAAGCUCUACGACAAGAGCGACCCCUACUACGACAACUGCUGCGGGGGCGCCGAGCUGUCGCUGGAGCCGGGCACCGACCUGCCCUUCCUGCCCUCCGACUGGACGAACAUCGUCUCCUCGCUCGUGGUGGCCCCGCGCUGCGAGAUCACCGUGUGGUCCCAACGCGGCAAGGCCGGCAAGACGCGCAAGUUCUCGACCGGCGUCUACCCGCGCCUCGAAGAGUUCCGCAAGGGCAUCUUCAGCGACUGGUCCAACACCAUCGCGUCGCUCUACUGCAGGUGCCCGCCCGGCCCCGCCUCCGCCCGCAGCCCCGCCUCCGCGUCCGCGGCGCGAACCCGGGCCCCCAGGCCCCUCGGCCCCUGA
Messenger RNA from Neomonachus schauinslandi (Hawaiian monk seal), 480 nucleotides. It is a transcript of the gene SYCN, whose product is annotated as syncollin. The transcript has a single exon. NCBI's taxonomy places the organism in Eukaryota, Metazoa, Chordata, Mammalia, Carnivora, Phocidae. Bases 1 to 480 code for a protein of 159 amino acids. Gene Ontology annotation, biological process: exocytosis. The record is from RefSeq and is a predicted model, not a curated record. Gene Ontology annotation, cellular component: secretory granule membrane.